Molecule: messenger RNA, 2302 nt
Organism: Argentina anserina (silverweed cinquefoil)
Lineage: Eukaryota; Viridiplantae; Streptophyta; Magnoliopsida; Rosales; Rosaceae
Product: ferric reduction oxidase 2-like
Exons: 8
Coding region: 30-2144 (704 amino acids)
Cellular component (GO): plasma membrane
Molecular function (GO): ferric-chelate reductase activity
Source: RefSeq, a predicted model, not a curated record
UGGAUUCAGGUACAGUUUCAAGUUAUGAAAUGAAGACCACUAUUGGAUCAAUGAUGAUGUUGCUUUUGAUGGUAGUCUUUGUGGGUUACACUAUGAUUUGGAUCAUGAUGCCUACAAAUACUUACUAUCUGCACUGGCUGCCAGACAUUCAUGCAAAAACAGACUCCACAUAUUUUGGGCAGCAAGGUGCAGGCAUACUUGUUUACACAUUUCCGGUCCUAUUUACUGCCACUUUGGGGUGUUUAUUGCUUCAUUUAAGAAAUAAAACUGCAGAUAAUAACAACCAAAGGUACCUUCUUUCUCUUGUUUUUUCAUCAUGGAAACGACCAGUGCUGGUGAAAGGCCCUCUUGGGAUUGUUUCAUGGAUUGAGCUCUCCUUUCUGGCAAUGUUCAUUGCUCUACUAGUCUGGUCCAUCUCUUCUUACUUGCAUGGGAUGUUUGCAACCAUCACCCUACAAGCUGCUGCAAAGCGAGAGCAUGUGUGGCAAGCAAAGUUAGAAAGUACAGCAGUAAUGCUAGGCCUAGUUGGGAACAUCUGUCUAGCCUUUCUCUUCUUCCCGGUGGCACGAGGUUCUUCAAUUCUGCAGCUCGUUGGUCUUACUUCAGAAGCAAGUAUCAAGUACCAUAUCUGGCUCGGCCAUCUUGUCAUGACUAUCUUCACAGCUCACGGUUUAUGUUACCUCAUAUAUUGGGCCUGCACAAGUCAAAUUUCACAGGUGCUCAAAUGGGAGAAGAUUGGAAUAUCAAAUGUGGCUGGAGAAGUGGCAUUGCUGGCUGGAUUAGCCAUGUGGGCUACAAGCUUCCCUCGUAUAAGACGCAAGAUCUUCGAGCUCUUUUUCUACACUCAUCACCUCUACAUUGUCUUUGUUGUCUUCUUCGUGUUCCAUGUGGGCUUCUCCUACUCUUGCAUAAUGCUUCCAGCCUUCUACCUCUUCAUCAUUGAUCGCCUCCUGCGUUUCUUGCAAUCCCAACAAAGAAUACGCCUCAUUUCAGCCCGGGUCCUGCCUUGUGAGGCUGUUGAGUUGAGCUUCUCCAAGAUCCCAGGACUUGGCUAUUCUCCAACAAGCAUGAUGUUUCUGAAUGUGCCUGCCAUUUUCAAGAUACAAUGGCACCCUUUCACUAUUACUUCAAGCAGCAAUAUGGAUCCUGAUACCCUAAGUGUAGUCAUUAAAAGCAAAGGAAGCUGGACUCGAAGUUUGUACCAGAAGUUUGCAUCAUCAAGCACUUGUCCAAUAGACCGCCUUGGGGUCUCAGUUGAAGGACCUUAUGGACCUGCCUCAAACAACCUUCUAAGGCACGAUACAAUAGUGAUGGUGAGUGGAGGAAGCGGCAUUACUCCAAUGAUAUCCAUAAUCCGAGAACUCCUAUAUCAAGCCAGUGGCUCAGAAAAGAAGACUCCACAAAUUCUACUCAUAACUGCCUUCAAAAAAUCACUUGAUCUCACCUUGUUAGAUCUCAUCCUUCCAGCUUCAGGCACAAACUUGGACAUUUCUUGCUUAAAAUUGCAGAUUGAAGCUUACGUGACAAGAGAGAACCAACCCGCAGCACAUAACAAGAAGCCUCUGCAAACAAUGUGGUUCAAACCAGACCCACUGGAUUCAGCAGUUUCAGCAGUAUUAGGCCAAAACAGCUGGCUUUGGCUUGGAGUGAUCAUAUCCGUGUCUUUCAUCAUUUUCCUCAUGCUAAUGGGAAUCCUCACACAAUAUUACAUAUACCCCAUCGACCACAACUCUGAUCUGAUAUACUCUGCCUCUUAUAGAUCUGCCUUAAACAUGUUAUUGCUAUGCGUUUCCAUAGCCACAACUGCCACUGCAGUUUUCCUAUGGAACAAGAAACAAAACACAAAGGAGAUGGGACGGAUUCAAGACAUAGACACACAGCCACAGAUUGCUACUUCACCAAGUGCUGGAAUUUACAAUGCUGACAGAGAACUCGAAAGCCUUCCCCACCAGUCCUUUGUCCAAACUACAAACGUGCACUAUGGCACACGGCCAGAUCUUCAUAGGAUAUUAUUGAACUGCGAAGGAUCAAGCAUCGGGGUUUUUGUUAGCGGACCAAGGAAGAUGAGGCAAGAAGUGGCUGCAAUAUGUUCAUCCCCGUCAGUUCAUAACCUACAUUACCAUUCCAUGAGUUUCAGCUGGUAGAAAAAGCUGCAAGGUCCUAGAAUUUGCUUCGAGGAUUACCGACGAGAUUGGUUACCAGUAGCAUAGAGAGUUGGUAACUGCAUUUUCAAGUGAAAAGCAGAUGUAUAAAUUUACAGUCCGUUCUUUCAAAACUCUUUGAUUCAUUUCAUACCACUGAG